Molecule: messenger RNA, 4272 nt
Organism: Suhomyces tanzawaensis NRRL Y-17324
Lineage: Eukaryota; Fungi; Ascomycota; Pichiomycetes; Serinales; Debaryomycetaceae
Gene: TOP2
Product: DNA topoisomerase 2
Exons: 3
Coding region: 1-4272 (1423 amino acids)
Biological process (GO): resolution of meiotic recombination intermediates; DNA topological change; sister chromatid segregation
Cellular component (GO): nucleus
Molecular function (GO): ATP binding; DNA topoisomerase type II (double strand cut, ATP-hydrolyzing) activity; DNA binding
Source: RefSeq, a predicted model, not a curated record
AUGUCAGACUACGCUGAUUCUGACUCCGACUUCAGUGAAGGGUCGGCAGACUUCCAGCCUUCGCCCCCUGCGAAGAAAGCAAAGUCGCCUGCCUCGCAGUCCACCUCCAUCCCCAGCAAAUCACCUACCCCCAUCCCCAAGAACGGCAAUGCCUCCGACCAGUACCAGAAGCUCUCUCAAUUGGAACACAUCCUCAAGAGACCAGACACCUACAUCGGGUCGGUGGAAAAAACUGGGAUCGAGAUGUGGUGCUACGACGCUGCCAGCGAAUCCAUGGUCUACAAAGAGGUCAACAUCGUGCCUGGGUUGUACAAGAUCUUCGACGAGAUCUUGGUCAAUGCUGCCGAUAACAAGAUCCGGGACCCUUCCAUGAAGAACAUCAGGGUCAAGAUUGACCCCGAAAACAACACUAUUCUGGUGAUGAACGACGGUAAGGGUAUUCCGGUGGAAAUCCAUGAUAAGGAAAAGAUAUACAUCCCCGAGUUGAUUUUUGGCAACUUGUUGACCUCCUCCAACUACGACGAUGACGAGAAAAAGGUCACUGGUGGUAGAAACGGUUAUGGUGCCAAGUUGUGUAACAUUUUCUCCACUCAAUUCGAGUUGGAAACCGCCGAUUUGAACACUGAGCUCACCUACAAACAGACCUGGACCCAAAACAUGUCUAAGGUGACCAAACCUAAGAUCACAAAGAUGAAAUCCAAAAAAGAGUACACUAAGGUCACUUUCAAUCCAGACUUGAGCAAAUUUGGCAUGGAAUCGCUAGAUGAGGAGAUUUUGUCAGUUUUGAGAAGAAGAGUCUACGAUAUGUGUGGUACCGUUAAAGAUUGCAACAUCUACUUGAACGAUAAGAAGUUGGCUAUUCGUAAUUUCAAGGGCUAUGUGGAAAUGUAUGUCAAUGCAAUCAAAGCAAGAAAUCCUGACGACUUGCCUCAGGGCGGGGAAAUCAAAAACUACACCACUAUCGUUCAUGAAGUGUUCAAUGACAGAUGGGAGCUUGCAUUUGCCGUGAGUGAUGGAAGUUUUAACCAAGUAAGUUUUGUGAACUCAAUUGCCACAACUUCAGGUGGUACCCAUGUUAAGAAUACCGUGGAUCAAAUCGUCACCAAGUUGGUAGACACCUUGUCUAAAAAAGAGAAAGGCAAAAAAAAGUUAAUGAUUAAGCCUCAAGAGGUCCGUAAUAAUAUGUUCCUUUUCCUUAACUGUUUAGUUGAAAAUCCUGCCUUCACUUCCCAAACUAAGGAACAAUUGACUACUAAAGUAAGUCAGUUUGGUGGUAAAGCUAGUGAAAAAUUGGUUAUUAGUGACCAGUUUAUCAACAAGAUUUUGAAAACUAGUAUCGUCGACAAGAUAAGGGCUAUCUCCAAUGCGAAUGAAGACAAGGCUCUACAAAAGGCAGAUGGUACCAGAAAACUGAGAAUUAAGAACCAAGUAAAAUUGGUUGAUGCUAAUAGAGCUGGUACAAAAGACGGAUAUAAGGCUACCCUUAUCUUGACUGAAGGUGACUCUGCGCAGGCUUUUGCGGUCAAUGGUUUGACAGUGGUGGGUAGAGAUUACUACGGUUGUUUUCCUUUGAGAGGUAAAUUACUAAAUGUCCGUGAAGCGUCUGCUGACCAAAUCGCAAAGAAUUCCGAGAUCAAAGCAUUAAAGGAAAUUAUUGGUUUGCAGCAUAAGAAAAGUUACAGUGCUGAGAACAUCAAAACGUUAAGAUAUGGUCACAUUAUGAUAAUGACAGAUCAAGAUCAUGAUGGAUCCCAUAUCAAAGGUUUGUUGAUCAAUUUUUUUGAAACAAGUUUUCCUGGUCUUUUGAACAUUCCGGGAUUUUUACUCGAAUUCGUAACUCCUAUUGUCAAAGUGACCAUCAAAAAGAGAGGUGGUGGGAAGGAGGUUAUUCCAUUCUACUCGAUGCCUGAGUUCGAAAGGUGGCGUGAAAAUGAGGGAACACAAUGUCGUUGGACCCAGAAGUACUACAAGGGUUUGGGUACAUCGUUGGAAACAGAAACAAGAGAAUAUUUUGCUGACUUGGAUAAACAUUUGAAAACAUUUCACGCUUUGCAGGAAGAUGAUAAGCAGUAUAUUGAUUUAGCUUUCUCUAAGAAGAAGGCUGAUGAAAGAAAGGAAUGGUUGCAAGGAUUUGUUCCUGGGACCCAUUUGGAACAUGAUAUAACUGAGAUUCCAAUCAGUGAUUUUAUCAACAAGGAAUUAAUUUUAUUCUCAAUGGCUGAUAAUGUUAGAUCUAUCCCUUCAAUGUUAGAUGGUUUCAAACCAGGGCAGCGUAAAAUUCUUUUUGGUUGCUUCAAGAGAAAUUUGAGAACUGAAAUUAAAGUUUCACAGUUGGCUGGUUACGUCUCUGAGAAAACUGAAUACCACCAUGGUGAAGCUUCAUUGAUUCAAACAAUUAUUGGUUUGGCACAAAAUUUCAUUGGUUCCAACAACUUGAAUUUAUUGAAGCCAAAUGGUGCAUUUGGUAGUAGAGCUGCUGGUGGUAAAGAUUUCUCGGCUGCGAGAUAUAUUUUCACAGAAAUUAAUGAAAUAACCAGAAAGAUCUUCAACCCUCUCGACAACCCUUUGUACACUUAUGUGCAAGAAGAUGAACUGACGGUUGAGCCUCAGUGGUAUUUGCCCAUUAUUCCUAUGGUUUUGGUAAAUGGAGCAGAAGGUAUUGGUACCGGUUGGUCUACAAACAUUCCACAAUUCAAUCCAGUUGACUUGGUCGAUAAUAUUAGAAGACUCAUGAAUGGUGAACAACCUCAAGAAAUGAUCCCAUGGUACAAAGGUUGGGAAGGUUUUAUUGAGAAGAAUGGAUCUGAACGGUUUAAAGUUAUGGGUAAGAUUGAGCAGGUUGAUGAAACUACUCUUGAGAUCACCGAGAUCCCUGUAAAGACUUGGACCAAUAAUGUGAAAGAAUUCUUAUUGGCCGGGUUAGGUAACGAAAAGACAACAGCUUGGAUCAAAGACAUGGAGGAGCAUCAUGGAAUUAACAUUAAAUUCGUUAUCAAGUUAACGAGUGAGGAAAUGGCUAAAUCGUUGAAGGUGGGCUUGUUGGAAAGGUUCAAGUUAAUCUCCUCGAUUAAUUUGAGUAACAUGGUUGCCUUUGAUCCCUUGGGAAGAAUCAAGAAGUAUGAUUCACCUCUCGGUAUAUUAAGGGACUUCUACUUUGUCAGAUUAGAGUACUACCAAAAGCGUAAAGAUUUCAUGACUGAAGACUUACAAAAUCAAUUAACUAAAUUGAGUGAGCAAGCUAGAUUUAUCAAGUUGAUCAUCGAUAAGAGAUUGUCAGUGUCAAACAAGAAGAGACUUGAGUUGGCAAAAACCUUACAAGAUCAUGGAUUUGUAAUGUUUGGGAAGGAUAGUAAGCCUAUCAAAAUGGAAAUCAGCUCCAAAUUGUUCGUAGAGGCCGAUCAGGAAUUGGAGGAGGAGGAAGAAGAAAUCGGGGAUAUUAGUCAAUUGAAUGCUGCUGGAUUACCAGGUACUGAUGAUGACAAUCAAAAUGAACAUAAACCAGAAAACAUUUACUCAUACUAUGAUUACUUGUUAGGAAUGGCUAUUUGGUCAUUGACUAAAGAAAGAUACGAAAAAUUGUUGAAGCAGAAGGAUGAAAAGGAGGAAGAACUCAACAUCUUGUUAAGAAAAUCGGCAAAGGACUUAUGGAAUGAAGAUCUAGACGAUUUUCUUGUUGAGUGGGAACGUUUCUUAGAAAGGGAUUAUCAGGACAGAGCCAACUUGGCAAGUGGCCCCGGAUCUAAAACCAAGGGUAAGCUGAAGAGGGCGCCAAAGAGAAAAGAAAUUAAGAAAGAGGACGAUGAUGAAGAAUAUGGCCCAACAAAGAAAAAACCAGCGGUUGCAAAACCCAAGGCUAAAGUCGAAAAGAAGCCUGAUGUCUUGUCGUUUUUUUCGAGCACCCCAACUACGAAGACGAAGACUGCCAAGGCUGCCUCAAAGCCUACGAAGGAAAUUAUUUCCUUGUUUGACAGCGAUGAAGACGACGAUAUUCUUAUGAAUAAUUCUAGCAACUCGUCCUCCUUCACUAGCGGAACCCCAGCUCCUGCGGCCCCGCCCGCUAAGGCCAAGGCUAAUGUGCAGUUGGACGACGAGCUCGCGGAUUUAGAGGUGCAGGCCAAGGAGUUCCAGGUUCCCGCCACGGGAAGACGGAGAGCGGCCCCCAAGGUGUCGUAUAAGGUGGACGAGCUUGACGACGACGACGACGUGGACGACGACGUGGACAUGGAGUCUGCCACUGAAGAAAGCGACGACGACGUAUAUGAGGAUGACUAA